AUGGCAUGGCUCGAAGGGUUCUACAUUGUGAUUUCGGGGGCAGUGACUCAGAGAUGGGCCGGCCACAUGGCUACCGAGUUACAACGCACCGCCACGACUGUCAACGUUAGGCUCGUUGUUGCAGUGACGGCCAACAGAAGUCCCAUCGAGGUUCCAGUGAAACCGACGCGCCAGUGGAGCCUCCAAACAUGCAUCCUUGUGCCACGUUUGGCAAGGAUCCAGUGUGGUUGUGGGCAAGAACCUCAGAUGCUUCUCAGCUUGCUUUCCAAGCGCGUUGGGCAAAUCUUACUUAGCCGCGAGUCGUGGGGAGCAGCCGGACCGUCCACCGCCACCGACAGCACGACCCCGUUCUUCUCCAAGGAUUGA
This is a messenger RNA of Chaetomium globosum CBS 148.51, 366 nucleotides long. RefSeq lists its product as uncharacterized. The record is from RefSeq and is a predicted model, not a curated record. Lineage: Eukaryota; Fungi; Ascomycota; Sordariomycetes; Sordariales; Chaetomiaceae. The transcript is spliced from 4 exons. The coding region runs from base 1 to 366 and encodes 121 amino acids.